This is a messenger RNA of Suillus fuscotomentosus, 1071 nucleotides long. RefSeq names its product WD40-repeat-containing domain protein. Gene Ontology annotation, biological process: negative regulation of transcription by RNA polymerase II. Gene Ontology annotation, molecular function: protein binding. Lineage: Eukaryota; Fungi; Basidiomycota; Agaricomycetes; Boletales; Suillaceae. The transcript has a single exon. Gene Ontology annotation, cellular component: nucleus; transcription repressor complex. The record is from RefSeq and is a predicted model, not a curated record. Bases 1 to 1071 code for a protein of 356 amino acids.
AUGCAAGAGCGAUCGGCGCCUACGUGGACGAUGCGAAGUCACACUGAUUCAUUGUUGGCGGUUGCGUUCUUCAAAGACGGCCGACGAGUCGUUACCGCUUCACACGACAAAACCCUGCGAAUUUGUGAUAUGCAGAGAAGAUCACUAGUAGGAGGGCCAUUCGAGGGUCACAAGGACUAUGUGCGAUCGGUCGCAGUAUCGCCAGACGACAAGCAAAUUGCGAGCAGCGGAGAUGAUAAAGCCAUCAUCGUCUGGGACGUUGAGAGCAAACAGAUGAUAUUCGAUCCACUGGAAAAGCAUACAGGCUGGGUGUUGUCGGUGUGUUUCUCACCUGAUGGAAAGAGACUCGCCAGCGGAUCGCAUGAUAAAACAGUUGUCGUAUGGGAUGCCAAGACUGGCGCCAUCCUUGUAACGAUUGACGGUCAUAAUAAUUCGGUCUGGAGUGUUGCAUUCAGCCCAGAUGGGCUAAAACUAGCCUCCGGGUCAGCGGACCAUUCCAUCCGGAUUUGGCGCUCCGACAAUGCCGAGCUUCUUCUCAAAAUCGACGCUCACCAGCAUUGGAUUCGAAGCGUCGUGUGGUCGCCUGACGGUCAGCAACUUGUUUCUGCGUCGUUCGACAAAACAGUCAGAUUUUGGAGCUCAGAUGAUGGAGCCCAGAUCGGUCAACCUUGCACUGGUCACGCUUACCACUCGCUCGCCAUAUCUUCUGACGGUUCCUUCAUUGCCACUGCCUCGGAUGACAAGACUUUACGGCUUUGGAGCACAAAGACACACAAGUUGAUAGGACAGGUACUCGAGCACACUGCCUGGGUUCGCUGUGUUGCAAUUUCUCCCAAUGGAGAGGUGCUUGUGAGUGGUGAUGGUGAAGGGAAGGUGUUGCUCUGCUCUGUCAAGAAUAUGCUCGAGCAAUACAACGCAGAGGAAGGGAUAAUGGAAAAUGAAGAAGCACGGCAACAACAACUCCCAUUCAGUGAGGCUCAGGUAUGCUUAUGCCCAUUAUUGUUUCGCUCUUCCAUUUAUCUACAUUACUCGGCGUGGUGGCGAAUAGCUGCGCAGUUACGAGAGAAAUGA